AUGAACUAUCACCAACCCUCAUCUUUGCAGGUUCUGGAUGCCGAGCACAACUUUGCCCAUGCUUCCAAACAAAUUCGCUUUGCUGCAAUUCAGGGAGCAUCACUGGCGGUUCUUCCAGAAUAUCAUAUGACAGGAUGGGUGCCAGACGAACCCUCAUUCGCACUGAGCUAUGAGGAAGCUCAAAGCUUCCAACGCCGAUACCAGCAACUCGCGGCCGAAGUGCACAUCAACAUAUGCGCCGGCACAAUCGUCUACCGCGCACCAGAUGAUCAGCAUACCAAGGAUACUUCCAAAUCCAAGCCAACUCUUCUCAACACUUCUUACUUCAUCGACCAUGAUGGAAAACUCUUAGGCGCUUAUACCAAGACCAACCUCUGGAUUCCCGAACGCAACCAUCUGACUUCAAGCAUCGACUACGCACACAAGAUGCAAGUCGACGAGGGUACACCGAAGCCUCACCAAGUCUUCGACACUCCCUUGGGCCCCGUCGGAAUACUGGUUUGCUGGGAUUUGGCAUUUCCCGAAGCGUUCCGACAGCUUGUUCUCGCAGGGGCAAAGAUCAUCAUCAUGCCCUCAUACUGGACGCUGUCAGACAUGAGCAAGGAGGGCUUGGAGUAUAAUGCUACUUGCGAGAAGAUGUUUGUGGAAUCCACGCUUACUACAAGAGCGUUUGAGAAUACUGCUGCCAUCAUCUACUGCAAUGCGGGAGGUCCUUCGGAUCAGGGCUAUUUUGGUUGCAGCCAGGUUGCAUUGCCCAUUGUCGGCAAGGUUCCCGGGAGCUUCACGGAUGGUGAGGAUGGGAUGCGGGUAGUGGAUGUGGAUAUGCGAGUUGUUGAGAUUGCUGAGCGGAAUUACCAGAUCAGACAGGAUUUGGGACGCGUCGAUUGGCACUAUGGGUAUGUGAAGGGGUCCAAGUUGUAA
Colletotrichum fioriniae is the source of this 921-nucleotide messenger RNA. RefSeq lists its product as uncharacterized. Gene Ontology annotation, molecular function: beta-ureidopropionase activity. The record is from RefSeq and is a predicted model, not a curated record. Lineage: Eukaryota; Fungi; Ascomycota; Sordariomycetes; Glomerellales; Glomerellaceae.